CCGCUGCUCCUACCUGCUGCCUGCGACGAGCAGCUGCGGUCGGAGCGCACUCGCUGCGGGAAUGGCUUCAGGAGCGUCUGCCUUCGCCAGCUGCCGCCUCCCCAUGGAUUACGAGACGAAGAUUUUCCCUCAAACCGGUGGCUACGGACGGUACAACCGGAUCACAGUCGUGUUCAGCUGGUUCCCCACCUUUGCGGUGGCACUGAACCUGUUCAGCGACGUUUAUUUCACCCAGGUUCCGAACUUGUACUACUGCAAGACGGACCCGAAGCAGCUGCCUUCCUUUUUCGGUAACUACUCGGGGGAGACCUACCUGAACCUCACCAUUCCCCGGGUGAACGACCAGGGCUUCAGCCACUGUGAACGCUACAAGUAUCCCGCAAAUAUCACGGACUUAUCCGGAAAAGUGCCGAGGGAAAAGGAAAACUGCAGCAUAGGUUGGGAGUACCCAACUGUGGUGGGACUCCGGAGCAACAUUCUCACGGAGUGGAAUCUGGUUUGUGAGGACGAAUGGAAGAUCCCGCGGCAGCAUGUCUGCUUCAUGGUGGGAUGGAUUGUGGGAUACAUCUUCCUGGGUUCGUUGUGUGACUGGUUGGGUCGUCGUCGGGGUUUCCUCUUCUCCAUCACCCUGUCCAGCUUGUUUGGGGUGGCCGUGUGUCUGUCCAGCAGCGCUCUGAUGUUUCUGAUGCUGCGCCUCUGUCAAGGUGUCAUGCUCGCUGGCGUGUUUGUGUCCUCCUACAUCCUCAGGUUGGAGCUUUCUGACCCUCCCCAUCGCCUCAUGGUUGCCAUGAUCGGCGGCUUCUUUGCCGUCUCUGCGGAGCUGCUGUUGCCGGGUCUCGCCAUUCUGUGUCGCGAUUGGCCCGUUCUGCAGGCCGUGGCCACUUUGCCUCUGCUUCUGCUUCUCUCCUAUUGGUGCUGUGCGUCAGUGUUUCCUGAGUCUCCUCGCUGGCUGCUGGCCACAGAUCACAUUCCUAAGGCCAAGAGGAGCCUGCAAGAGUUUACUAGCAGGAACGGCGUUUGUCUCCAAGAUGAGAUGUAUCCUGGUGAAACCCUGAUGUCAGAAAUAGACUCUGCAUAUGGAGAAGACCACCAGCCGAGGUACUAUUCAGUCCUGCAGCUUCGACGGACUCGUGUUAUCUGGAAGAACUGUCUCAUUCUCAGCUUCACUCUGUUUAUUGGAACAGGAAUCCAGUACUGUUUCACCAGAAACCUGGACGUUUACAACUUCUACUUAAAGUACUUCCUGCGGGUGGUAACGGGUGCCCUGGCUUGUGUCUUUAUCUGUUUGUGUGUCAAUCACUUCGGUCGGCGAGGAAUUCUCCUGCUGUCUGCGAUCGUCACCGGACUGUCCUCGCUGCUGCUGCUGGCCCUCACAGACUAUCUUGAAGGCGGGCUGGUGCUGGUCCUCUCUGUGGUGGGUUUGCUGUUCUCUCAGGCUCUUGCCAUGCUCAGUGCCUUCUUCGCCUGUGAAGUCAUGCCCACCGUGGUCCGAGGUGGCUGUUUCGGUCUGGUGUUGGCAGCGGGAUGUGUUGGCAUGGCCGCCUCCUCUAUGAUGGAGCUCCAGGAUAAGCGUGGCUUCUUCCUGCACCACGUCAUCUUCGCCUCCUUCGCUAUCCUCUCUGUGCUCUGCAUCAUGCUCUUGCCUGAAAGCAAACGCAAGUCGCUCCCGGACUCCCUGAAGGAGGGCGAGAGCCAGCGACGGCCGCCUCUCUUCCUGUCCCAACAGAAAAGAGACUGUCUGCCUUUGUUAUGCACGCGGCCUUCGGUGUCCGAGUACAAUCCAGAUAAUUAUUCCCGCUUGGUUUCUGCCACUAGGAAGAUGUUGACCAAAGAUAAUUUGCCAUACAGGAUCGCUGGGCCAUCUGUUUCGCCUCUGCUGUCGGACAGCAACACGCAGGAAGGAGAAAAUGGGACACGGGAAGACGUUGUAUUGUAAACCUGUCAGCCUCCUUCCACAGACGGAUUUUACUUCCUUCUCCCAAAGAUACCUCAGAUGGAAAACAUGUCACCUAAAGAGCUGACAUCGGAGCACCUUAUAUCUGUCUGUUGUUACAGAAGAUUUAGUCACUUCUUCUCUUUGAUUCAGGUCAUGAGCCUUUAGUUGUAGCAUUUUGUAAUCCAACCUUUCGUAAAUGUAUUAAAGGUUUACACUGGACUGUACUAAGCAACAGUUCUGUCUGUGGUGAUGUAGUACACUACUUUCAAAUAAUUUUUUUAAUGGGGUUGUGUGAAGUUGUUGGUUGUAGUGAAUAGCCAUGUCAGUAUAGCGAAUCCAAGCUGGACUUAUUCUAGAGAAAAUUUACACUGUGACAUUCAAAUAUUUCAGUAAUUUUACUCUUAGUCACAUUUGCACAUAACAGUUGUUUCCAUUUCCCCCCCUGAUCAGCUGUAGCUGCUGUUAUGGCCAAAAUAUUCUUUGUGAAACGUCUGCCUCUGUAUAUUCUGAUUUAUGUGAAUUUCUUCAUAUGUCACACAUUUUACUGUGUAACGUAUUUUCUUUUGGUGUAGGGUAGAAGAGUUUGCAGUUUUCAACAGUUCCACUGUUAUAUUGUUUCAUUAAGAAAAUGAAAAUAUAUUAAAAUAUACAUUAAUAAAGUGAUUAGGUGUAAAUUUACUUAGCAUUUGCUCCAGCUUAUAAAGGGAGAUAAAUAAACAAUGUAACAUGGUGGCAUUAACUAGACAAUCUCUAAUAUUAGUUUGACUCCCCUUUGCUGCAGGUAAGAUAAUGUCUAUUUUAAGCUAUUCCACAGAAACCCAUUUAAAAAACGAAUCCUUGUCUCAUCUGUAGUUAGUAAUUUGUGCUGCAGACAUUCAUCUGUUUUCCUGAAAAACGUUAGUAUGAGAGCUGCUUAAGGUUUACAGAUAAGCUUUGAUGCAGGAAGUUAGAAAAGUAGCUGUUUUAAACUGACAAGCAACUAGUUU
This is a messenger RNA of Xiphophorus couchianus (Monterrey platyfish), 2922 nucleotides long. RefSeq names its product solute carrier family 22 member 31 (gene slc22a31). Lineage: Eukaryota; Metazoa; Chordata; Actinopteri; Cyprinodontiformes; Poeciliidae. The transcript has 9 exons. Gene Ontology annotation, molecular function: transmembrane transporter activity. Gene Ontology annotation, biological process: transmembrane transport. Bases 62 to 1936 code for a protein of 624 amino acids. Gene Ontology annotation, cellular component: membrane. The record is from RefSeq and is a predicted model, not a curated record.